AUGAUCUGCGAUACCUUCCGUAAGUUUGCAGACGAUGUGGUUAAGCCAUUAGCUGAGGAUAUUCACCGGCAGGACAAGCUGAUUCCUGAUGAGAUUCUGCAACCGCUGCGGGAGAUGGGGUGUUUUGGUCUGUCAGUGCCUGAGCGUUUUGGGGGUUUGAAACCCGAUGACCGCGAAGACAGCGUGGGCAUGGUGAUUGUGACUGAAGAGUUGUCGCGUGGCUCUUUAGGUGCAGCUGGCAGCUUGAUUACAAGACCGGAGAUUAUGGCGCGGGCCAUUAUGGAAGGCGGGACUGAUGAGCAACAGGCUCGAUGGCUGCCGGAUAUUGCCGCGGGCGACCCGCUGUGUGCGAUCUCAGUUACGGAACCCAACACCGGCUCUGAUGUGGCCUCUGUUGCCUUAAAAGCGACCAGGACCGAAGGUGGUUGGUUACUCAACGGCGGCAAAACCUGGUGCACGUUUGCUGGAAAGGCAGGGGCGAUCCUGGUGCUGGCGCGUACAGAGCCAGAUGCAAAACCGCCGCACAAAGGCCUGUCGCUAUUUGUGGUUGAGAAACCGGUACACGAAGGCCACGAAAUCGAAUACAUCCAGGACAACGGCGGCAAGAUGAGCGGUCGUGCCAUCGCGACGCUGGGCUAUCGCGGCAUGCAUUCGUUUGAAAUGUUCUACGAUGACUUUUUUGUGCCGGACGAUUGCCUGAUCGGGGAAGAAGGCGGCCGCGGCAAAGGUUUCUACUUCACCAUGCGUGGAUUCAUGGGUGGUCGAUUGCAGACUGCCGCGCGUGCGUGCGGUUUGAUGCGCGCCGCGUUUGAAGAUUCGGUGAGCUAUGCGUCAGAUCGAAAAGUAUUUGGUCAGGCAGUGGCGCAGUAUCCGCUGUCUCUCGCGAAGAUUGUGAAAAUGGCGGCCAAUAUUGUCGCCUGUCGAGCGUUUACUCAUGAAGUGGCGGCGCUUAUGGAUCGAGGUGAAGGCGCGAUGGAAGCCAGCCUGGUGAAACUCAUCUCCUGUCGUGCGGCGGAGUGGGUGACCCGGGAAGCAUUGCAGAUGUAUGGCGGUAUGGGGUAUGCGGAAGAAUCUCCGGUGAGCCGUUAUUUUGCAGACGCACGAGUGCUUUCCAUCUUUGAAGGUGCGGAAGAAACACUGGCGAUCCGCGUUGUCGGCAAAGCCUUAGUGGAACAGGGCAGGGAAUUGCGCGAUAAGCAGGCGCGAAGUGCGCUGGGCAAAUUGUCGAAAGAGGACCUUGUUGGCUGGCAGAAACGUCUUGCCGAAAAAGGCUGGGCAACUACGAACUGGCCGUCUGAAUAUGGUGGCUCCAGUUUUACGCCCACCCAGAGCUAUAUUUUUGACCUCGAGCGUGCUCGUGUGGGUGCGCCUGGUGUAGUGCCGUUUGGUAUUACCAUGGUUGCGCCAGUGAUCAUGAAAUUUGGUACCGAAGACCAGAAAAAGAACUUCCUUCCCAAGAUCCAGAACUCUGAUAUCUGGUUCUGUCAGGGUUAUUCAGAGCCGGGCUCCGGUUCGGAUCUGGCGUCUUUGAGCACCAAAGCGGAGGAUAAGGGUGACCACUACCUGGUUAAUGGUGUGAAAACCUGGACCACGCUGGCGCAAUAUGCGGACUGGAUGUUCUGUCUUGUGCGUACCAGCCAGGAAGAUAUUCGUCAGCUGGGUAUCAGCUUCAUUCUGAUUGAUAUGAAAACACCUGGAAUCGAAGUUAAGCCGAUCAUCACGCUGGAUCAGCCGGGUGAAGGCUUCCAGGAAAUCAACAUGGUGUACUUUGAGGACGUUAAAGUUCCCAAAGAGAACCUGGUUGGUGAAGAAGGCAAAGGCUGGACCUGUGCGAAGUAUCUGCUUGAGUUUGAGCGUGGUAAUGCUUAUUCACCUUCACUGAAAGGUGCGAUGAAUCACCUGAAAACGUUUGCGCAAGCCGAGCAGAAUGGUGCAGGUCAAAGUUACGCCGAAUCUGCAGACUUUCAGCGUCGGUUUAAUGACGUAGAGAUUCAGAUUCUGGCGAUGGAAUACACAGAGCUACGCAUUCUUGGUGCGCUGGCUGCUGGGCAAAAUGUGGGGCCGGAAAGUUCCAUGUUGAAAACUCGAGGUACAGAGCUGCAGCAGGCCGUGACAGAGCUGGCGAUGGAGAUAUCCGGCCACUACGCGCUGCCGCUGGAUCAGUCUACUCCGUAUCCUGGUGACAAUUUUCAGGCGGUGGGCCCGCAGGACGCCAAUGGCACCGCGCAGGAGUAUUUUAAUGCCCGGAAAGUGAGUAUUUAUGCGGGUUCUAAUGAAAUUCAGCGAAAUAUUAUGAGUAAGUUGGUGUUGGGGCUUUGA
Molecule: messenger RNA, 2319 nt
Organism: Symbiodinium necroappetens
Lineage: Eukaryota; Dinophyceae; Suessiales; Symbiodiniaceae
Source: the annotation of a GenBank genome assembly